This is a messenger RNA of Acanthisitta chloris (rifleman), 156 nucleotides long. Its product is annotated as trypsin inhibitor ClTI-1-like. The record is from RefSeq and is a predicted model, not a curated record. Gene Ontology annotation, molecular function: protein binding; serine-type endopeptidase inhibitor activity. The annotation marks the transcript as partial. The transcript has 2 exons. NCBI's taxonomy places the organism in Eukaryota, Metazoa, Chordata, Aves, Passeriformes, Acanthisittidae.
CCUAACUGCAGCAGGUAUGGUCUGCCUGGAUGUCCACGGGACUACCAUCCCGUUUGUGGCACCGAUGGACAGGUCUACGCAAAUGAGUGUGUGCUCUGCCUUUCAAACAGUGAAAAUAACAAGGAUGUCCAGAUUGUCAAAGAGGGAGAUUGCUGA